Neogale vison (American mink) is the source of this 1362-nucleotide messenger RNA. RefSeq names its product gamma-aminobutyric acid type A receptor subunit alpha6 (gene GABRA6). Lineage: Eukaryota; Metazoa; Chordata; Mammalia; Carnivora; Mustelidae. Gene Ontology annotation, cellular component: dendrite membrane; synapse; GABA-A receptor complex. The transcript has 9 exons. Gene Ontology annotation, biological process: regulation of postsynaptic membrane potential; nervous system process; monoatomic ion transmembrane transport. The coding region runs from base 1 to 1362 and encodes 453 amino acids. Gene Ontology annotation, molecular function: GABA-A receptor activity; GABA-gated chloride ion channel activity; inhibitory extracellular ligand-gated monoatomic ion channel activity. The record is from RefSeq and is a predicted model, not a curated record.
AUGGCAUCACCUCUGCCCUGGCUCUACAUUCUUCUAUGGGUAGAAAAUACCCUAGGGACACUUGAAGAUGAAGGAAACUUCUACUCCAGAAACAUCAGUCGGAUCCUGGACAACUUGCUUGAGGGCUAUGACAACCGCCUACGUCCAGGAUUUGGAGGUGCUGUCACUGAAGUCAAAACAGACAUUUAUGUGACCAGUUUUGGGCCCGUGUCCGAUGUGGAGAUGGAGUAUACGAUGGACGUUUUCUUCCGCCAGACUUGGACUGAUGAGAGGUUGAAGUUUGGGGGGCCAACUGAGAUUCUGAGUUUGAAUAACUUGAUGGUCAGUAAAAUCUGGACCCCUGACACUUUCUUCAGGAAUGGCAAAAAAUCAAUUGCACACAAUAUGACAACCCCUAAUAAACUCUUCAGAAUAAUGCAGAAUGGAACCAUUCUAUACACCAUGAGGCUUACCAUCAAUGCUGACUGUCCCAUGAGGCUGGUUAACUUUCCUAUGGAUGGGCAUGCUUGUCCACUCAAGUUUGGGAGUUAUGCUUACCCCAAAAGUGAAAUCAUAUAUACUUGGAAAAAAGGACCACUUUACUCUGUUGAAGUCCCAGAAGAAUCUUCAAGCCUCCUCCAAUACGAUCUGAUUGGACAAACAGUAUCUAGUGAGACAAUUAAAUCUAACACAGGUGAAUACGUAAUAAUGACAGUUUAUUUCCACUUGCAAAGGAAGAUGGGCUACUUCAUGAUACAGAUAUACACUCCUUGCAUUAUGACGGUCAUUCUUUCCCAGGUGUCUUUCUGGAUUAAUAAGGAGUCUGUCCCGGCCAGAACCGUAUUUGGGAUCACCACUGUUUUAACCAUGACCACAUUAAGCAUCAGUGCUCGGCACUCCUUGCCCAAAGUGUCGUAUGCAACCGCCAUGGAUUGGUUCAUAGCUGUUUGCUUUGCUUUCGUCUUCUCAGCUCUUAUUGAGUUUGCAGCUGUCAACUACUUUACCAAUCUUCAGACACAGAAGGCCAAAAGGAGGGCACAGAUUGCAGCUUCACCCCCAGUGACAAUAUCAAAAGCGAGGGAACCUUUGGAAGCUGAGAUUGUUUUGCAUCCUGAUUCCAAGUAUCAUCUGAAGAAAAGAAUCACCUCUCUGACCUUGCCAAUAGUUCCAUCCCCUGAGGCCAGCAAAGUCCUCACUAGAGCUCCUAUCUUACCGUCAACUCCUGUCACACCCCCACCACUCUCUCCAGCCUUUGGAGGCACCAGUAAAAUAGACCAGUAUUCUCGGAUUCUCUUCCCAGUUGCAUUUGCAGGAUUUAACCUUGUAUACUGGAUAGUUUACCUUUCCAAAGACACGAUGGAAGUGAGCAGCAGUGUUGAAUAG